Molecule: messenger RNA, 3996 nt
Organism: Myotis myotis
Lineage: Eukaryota; Metazoa; Chordata; Mammalia; Chiroptera; Vespertilionidae
Gene: RUNX3
Product: RUNX family transcription factor 3
Exons: 5
Coding region: 425-1675 (416 amino acids)
Biological process (GO): neuron differentiation; regulation of cell differentiation; hemopoiesis
Cellular component (GO): nucleus
Molecular function (GO): RNA polymerase II cis-regulatory region sequence-specific DNA binding; ATP binding; DNA-binding transcription factor activity, RNA polymerase II-specific
Source: RefSeq, a predicted model, not a curated record
CCCGGGUACUAACCCCGCGCGCGGGCGGCCGCGGCACCGCCACUUGAUUCUCGAGGAUUUGUUGUGGGGCUGCGGCCGCGAGCGGGCUGCGGGGGCGGAAGGCGGCGGCGGCGGCACCGGGCGCGCGGGCCCCACCGCGGCCGAAGCUGCCGGGACCGGCGCGCGGGGCGGCCGCACCGGGGCCGCGCGCCCAGGAUGCGGGACUAGCGGGCUGGCUGCACGGCCGUCGGGGCUGCGAGGCUUCGCUGCGGGCGGGCCCGGCGGGGCGUCCCCGGGCGCCGCCCCCUGGGCCCCGAGGCCCGGGUCGGGCGCUUCUGCUUUCCCGCUUCUAGCGGCAGCGGCGGCGGAGGAGGCGCCCGCGCCGGCUGCCCCGGGGGAGCCGCGCCGCCGCCGCCGCCCGGCCGGCGCCCUGACGGCCGCUGUUAUGCGUAUUCCUGUAGACCCGAGCACCAGCCGCCGCUUCACACCUCCCUCCACGGCCUUCCCCUGCGGCGGCGGCGGCGGCGGCAAGAUGGGCGAGAACAGCGGCGCGCUGAGCGUGCAGGCGGCCGUGGGGCCCGGCGGGCGCGCCCGGCCCGAGGUGCGCUCGAUGGUGGACGUGCUGGCGGACCACGCGGGCGAGCUCGUGCGCACCGACAGCCCCAACUUCCUCUGCUCGGUGCUGCCAUCGCACUGGCGCUGCAACAAGACGCUGCCGGUCGCCUUUAAGGUGGUGGCACUGGGGGAUGUGCCAGAUGGCACGGUGGUGACGGUGAUGGCGGGCAACGAUGAGAACUACUCUGCCGAACUGCGCAAUGCCUCUGCCGUCAUGAAGAACCAGGUGGCCAGGUUCAACGACCUUCGCUUCGUGGGCCGCAGUGGGCGAGGGAAGAGUUUCACACUGACCAUCACCGUGUUCACCAACCCCACCCAAGUGGCCACCUACCACCGAGCCAUCAAGGUGACUGUGGAUGGACCCCGGGAGCCCAGACGGCACCGGCAGAAGCUGGAGGACCAGACCAAGGCGUUCCCCGACCGCUUCGGCGACCUGGACCGGGUGCGCAUGCGGGUGACCCCGAGCAUGCCCAGCCCCCGCGGCUCGCUCAGCACCACAAGCCACUUCAACAGCCAGGCCCAGACCCCCAUCCAAGGCACCUCGGACCUGAACCCUUUCUCCGACCCCCGCCAGUUCGACCGCUCCUUCCCGGCGCUACAGACCCUCACGGACAGCCGCUUCCCGGACCCCAGGAUGCAUUACCCGGGGACCAUGUCGGCGGCCUUCCCCUACAGUGCCACGCCCUCGGGCACAAGCAUCAGCAGCCUCAGCGUGGCCAGCAUGCCCGCCACCAGCCGCUUCCACCCCACCUACCUCCCGCCGCCAUACCCUGGGGCCCCGCAGAACCAGAGCGGGCCCUUCCAGACCAACCCGUCCCCUUACCACCUCUACUACGGUGCGUCCUCUGGCUCCUACCAGUUCUCCAUGGUGGCCGGCAGCAGCGGCGGGGGCGACCGCUCGCCCACCCGCAUGCUGGCCUCCUGCACCAGUAGCGCCGCCUCCGUGACCGCGGGCAACCUCAUGAACCCCAGCCUGGGCGGCCAGAGCGACGGCGUGGAGGCCGACGGCAGCCACAGCAACUCGCCCACUGCCUUGAGCACGCCAGGCCGCAUGGACGAGGCUGUGUGGAGGCCCUACUGACCUCCCGGGGCAACGUGGACGCUCCCGAUGGAGGCAGGGACCCCGGAACCUUCCCGGCCAGGGGCUGGCCCAGCUCUGAGGCUCGGGCAGGAAUGAGACCCGGGCCCAGAGCUGGUGGGUGGCUCCGAGAGCAUCCAGUCCAGCCGUGUCUUUGUACAGAGGGGUAAGGACCAGCCCCCGACCCCGAGCCCAGAUCCUAGUCAUCUCAUCCCACUGUCCUGUGGGAAAAGCAUCCUCCUGCUGUCUCCUGCCCUGGUGACCUGGCUGUGCCCAGUGUUGUCACAGGACCCGGGUCUCCGAGGACAGAGACCAUCUCUGCUCCAGAGGGAGGCAGCGUUUGCCCACACAGUCUGGCCUCUUGUCCGCUGGGCCCUGGACAGGCCUCCCCACCCCCACCUUCCUCAAAGAUCCUGCACCUCAUGGGCCCAGCCCUUCCUCCGCAUUUAUACAAAUUGAGGCAGAACUGGAAGGUCCCCACCCUCAGAGGGGUACCCCUCGUUGUACCCUCGCCCGAGGGUACAGGCUGCAUGGACUCCCGUGUCUGAGUUCUCUAGUUCUAGGGAAAGGCCCGUCCAGAGUUCCAAAAAAUCACUGGCACAAAUGGGAUGAGAGCACCCCCUAGCCAGUCCCCCCACAGCUAACAGCUAAGGAGCCCUGUCCCCGUCCAGCUGCCUGUGAGCCCCAGGCCCAAUGUAGACAGCCUCUGGCAGCACCUGCAGACAGGUCCUCUGUGCACUUUCCCAGCCCAAGGCACCCACCCACCACUCUCUGGGGGGGGGCCUGGGUCCUUCACCCCACGCCGGUCUCAGAGUUGCAAUUUUGGAGAGAGCACAGAGGCCAGAGCAGUUCUAACAGAAAGCACUGGGGUGAGUUCAGAGAGCAACGUCCCUGUCGCACUCAGCCCAGCCAGCCCAGCUGUGCACACCCCACCCCGCCUCCUGGGAAGGCCCAGCCACACCUCCCAGCCUCUGCCACACAGCUCUCCACGUAACCAACCAUGGUCCACAGCCGUCUUACAAAGACUAGUUUUUAAAGUGAUUUUAGAAGAGCUUCCAACUUUUUCAAACAUGGCCUCUUACAGGUGAAGCCAUGGUCGCCAACCUCAGCACCUCCUGAGGAGGCCACCGCAUUCCUUUGGCAGCACCCCACCAACACCCCCAAAGGCGGGCCCUGGUGGGGACCACGGGAAAGGCCGGUGCAAUGCUGGGGCCUCACAUCGGUGGCUCUCGGGCGGUUGUCCGAGAGGAUGCUCUGGGUGUUGCAUCCUGGUAGGGGGGCUGUGAGGGGGCGAGCCGUGGCCAGGUGAAGGCAGGACAGAAGGGGGGAAAGGGCUCCCCAGCCUCCUCUCCCACGCCUUCCAGGAGCUGCCCCUUCAGUUUGCAGGUGGGAAGGCGAGCCUUGCCCCAGGUGCGGCUGCAAGGAUUCCCGCUCCUGAGUUCUUUGGUUCUAGAAAGGCCACGAAAACUCAGGAGUCGGCAGCAUGUGGUUUUCCACCAUUGUUUCAGCCACAUCCUCUGUGGAUGGGAAGUCUCCCUUACGAAAGGCUCCUUAAGUGUCUGUCAUAGCACCAGGCCUGCCUGUCCACCAUCCACGCCCCCACCCCCCACCCCACCCCCCCGGCAGGUUAGGAAGUCCUGGUGAGCUCACUCAUUGCUCAAACCCCUCCUGCUGGCUCCCCUGUCCUGCCCUCACUGGAAAGAGCAGUCUCCAUCUCUUCAGAUUCACUGCUGGGGGUGUCCUGCUGACUCCCUCCACCCAGGGGCGCUCCCACCCCUUCUCAGGAAGCAGCUACAAAUCCAUUGUCUUCGUAUCUUCACUCCCGUGCUCUGUGGUUGCUGUCUGGCCCCCGGGUUCCCAGUGCCCAGCACUUUGUAGUCCUACACCCCCUCCCUGACAUCCAAGCCCUGGUAAAGGCAGGGACAGGAAAUAAAUGGGCCCACCCUCCACCCCCUGACUUAGUGACAUGACAGCAGCUAUGCUGAGUCCUAAGGCCCACAGCGGGCGCAGACAGCCUGGGCGUGUAGACGUGGGUCCUUAUGGACGAGGCUGCUUUAAAGUGAUGCUCCGCAGACACUGACUUAGGAAGCGCAGGAGACGGAGGUCGGACGCCAUCUCGCUGCAGCCUGGUGGUGGGUGUGGAUACGUGUGACAUAUUGUCAUGCUGAGGCGUUGGCACCUGCUACCCUCACAUCUCCCAUCAAACCGCCCAGAGCCGGGGAGGGGUGGAAACUGCUUUGCACUAUAAUUUGCUUGGUGUGUGUGUUUUUAAUGCACAAGUUGCUUGUACAGUAAACUGUCUUCUGUAUUAUUUAACUGUAAAA